AUGGUGAGCAAGCUCCCCAACACCACUUGGCCUAAAGGAGCCUUCGUGGAGACCGUGAAGGUGUGGCAACAUGAGUGGUUCUACAUCACCGAACCCCGCGGCGCCAGAUGGGCGGCCACUCCUGAGUUUAGAUCCGGGUCCCCUAUGCGGCUCGCAUUAUGGACCAACAAGGGUCUAGACUGGGGGUCAACCGACGAAGUGAUGAUGCUGCAAAAGCGCGUUAAGAAUAUGAUAAACAAGUACACCAGUCUUACUGACGUGAUUCAGGGCUGGACAGCGAAGGCGGAGCGGAUCAAGUGUCCGGCUCCGCUAUCUGAAGACCCAGCUGAUCCUCUGCUAACGAGGAUGCUGGUUCCGGUGCCGUAUCAGGCGUCAGAGAAGAAGGCCAAGAAGAAGGGCAAGGAGGCCAAGGGCGGCCUUCGCCGUAAAGAUACUUCGGACGCAGUGUCCGGAGAAACCGAAGCCCACUCCUCCCACGAGGGAGAUGAAGACGAAGAGAAGGAGGAGGCGGAAAGCGACUCUCCCCUCAAGGGGAAGAAAAAGAAGAGGGCAGCCUCCACAAACCCGGAGGAAGGGGCAUCUAAGAGGGAGAAGAUAACCCUCUCGGACGAUUCAGAUACAGAUGCCGAACAUACCCCCUGGCCGAAUCGCAGCGCGGCCGAGGUCGAGACCCACAAGAUUGCCCUUGCCCAAGCCAAGGAGGAGGCGAAGGCGAGCAAAGUGGCCGCAGACAAUGCGGCUGCGGAUUUAAAGUCCGAACACGUUGCCCACCGCCAGUACGGGGAGAGGGUGACCGAGGUGGAGCAAGAGCUCAAGGACGCCGCCGCCAAGUGCGGGUCCUUGGAGGAGAAGAAUAAGGCCCAGGAAGCCAAACUCGCCAAGGCCCUCCAAGAGGCCAAGGAGGCGCGGACCGAAUCCGGGGCAGCUCAUGAGGAAAUUCGGUAG
This is a messenger RNA of Aegilops tauschii subsp. strangulata, 945 nucleotides long. Lineage: Eukaryota; Viridiplantae; Streptophyta; Magnoliopsida; Poales; Poaceae. The record is from RefSeq and is a predicted model, not a curated record.